This is a messenger RNA of Chlamydomonas reinhardtii, 3702 nucleotides long. RefSeq lists its product as uncharacterized. Lineage: Eukaryota; Viridiplantae; Chlorophyta; Chlorophyceae; Chlamydomonadales; Chlamydomonadaceae. Gene Ontology annotation, cellular component: MICOS complex. The record is from RefSeq and is a predicted model, not a curated record. Gene Ontology annotation, biological process: cristae formation. Bases 329 to 2704 code for a protein of 791 amino acids. The transcript is spliced from 10 exons.
GCUUGGCGACUGGUUGCACCGCUUGCCCUCUGUUACCAACUAGUUGUUUGCAUGCGCCCCUGUGUGGGACAUAUAAGCAGGAACGGGGCAGCAAACUGACUCGUUUAGCUUUAUUUGUCUCGGCGCCAACAGAAAUCGGGCGCUUGCACUAGACACAUUGCUUCAUGAAGCUGUGGGUGGCAGUUAGCAACUGAUUCCCAGCUCUGAAAGCCCCGAGACCGCUCCAAUCACGGCUCCCGAGCUUGCGCCCCGAGUCUCGCAAGUCCCUCGCGCAAGCUUAGAUAGACAUUUUAUGGAAACAGCUGCUGGCGACAAGCAGAUCAGCAGGAUGCUCGGUGACCCGACUUGCACAUCCGUGCUCUUCGGCGGUGUGUCUGCAGCGGCCCGCUCUAGCCAGCCAUCGCAGGCGCUGUGCGCGACGUCUGUGGCUCAGGCGCCCACAGCAGCUCCCGUGCACGCGCCGGCGGGGCUUGUGACGCUGCGGGGACUGCCCGCGCGGCCGCUGCUGCCAUCGCUCCGCAGCGGCCCCCGCUCCCUCGUGGCCGCGUCUCAGGUCGCUGCCCUAGGCCUGCGCUGCGGCCUCGCGCUACGGACACCGACCGUGGCAUCCCAGCCCAUCGCGUCAUCAUCUACCUCGCUGACAGCCGCCCGGACACGCGCUUUCAGCGCCCAGCCCCCCAGCUCCACCCCCAAGCCGGGCUUUGCCCCCGGCACCCCGCCUCCCCCGGCCCCAAGCGCCAAGCCCCCCGCUGCGCCUCCUCCUCCUGCUCCCCCUUCUUCUGCGGCGCCCAUCGUGGCGGCGAAGCCGCCUCCGCCUCCGCCGCCUCCGCCUCCGCCGCCAGGCGGCUCAGGCGGCGCUGCCGGCAGCGGCAGCGGCUCGGGUCGCAAGCUGUCCAGCGGCGUGGCGUGGCUGAUUCCUCUGGUGGGGCUGCCGGCGCUGAUCGGCGCCUACCUGUGGCGACUGGUGCGUUCGCGGGAUGUGGACCCGGACGUGGAUGAGCAGUGGCUCGCAAAGAUCAAGGAGGUCACCGCCGCCGAGCUCAAGGAGCUCAAGGAGGCAAAGCCUUUCAACAAGAUACAGCCCCCCGCCAAGCCGCCCACGCCGCCCGCACCGCCCAAGCCCGCGGCCGCGCCGCCCGCCGCGCCUGCUGCAGAAGCGCCCGUCAAGGCGGCACCGGAGGCGGCGAAGCCGGCAGUAGCAGCAGCACCAGCUGCCGUGGAGAAGCCUGCGGCGGCGGCGGCGGCGCCUGCUACAGCCGGCGCCAAGGAGGCCACAGCCGACGCGGCGGGCAGCAUCCUGGAGGCCACGGAGGCUGCUACAGCCGCCACCACGGAGGCGGCCUAUGCCGACGUCCACCCCAAGCCGGCUGCUACUGCCGCCGCCCCCGCGGCUGCUGCUGCGCCGGCGGCGCCAGCGGCGCCGGCGGCGCCGGCUCCCGCCGCCACGGCUGGCGCCCCUGCGGAGCCCGCCGCCCCUGCCGCCCCUGCCGCGCCAGCGGCACCCGCGCCGGCCGCCGCACCCGCGCCCGCUGCCGCCAAGCCCGCGGCAGCGGCGGCGCCGCCAGCCGCCGCCUCCCACGCCGACAUCGGCGCCGCCACCGCGGCGGCUGUAGCGCUCAUGCAGUCCGGCUCCGCCGCCGCCUCGUCGGCGCCGCUGCCUGCGGGCCUGCCUGCGGGCCAGUUGGGUCUGGAGGGGUACGACCUGUCGCCGCUUGGUCUGGUGAAGGCGGCGGUGGUGGGCGCGGGCACGGCGGUGGCGGACUGGAGCCAGUGGCCGGAGCGGCACGCGCAGGCCGUGUCAGACUCACGGCUGCUGUUUGAGGCGCUGACGGCGGCCGCCAAGUGGCACGAGGUGCAGAUUGGCCAGGUCCGCGGCGAGCUGGAGGCGGCGCGUGCUCGCGGCGAGGCGCUGCAGGCGGCCGGCGAGGCGGCUGUGGGCCGGUUCAAGGCGCUGCUGCGGCAGUACGCCGAGUCCACCAAGGAGCUGGUGGAGAUGGAGGUGCGGCAGGCGGAGAAGCGCACGCGGCUUGCCUCGGAGCAGACACGGCUGGCGGAGGCGAGGACCCGCGGCGAGGCCAUUGAGACGCUGCGGCUGGCGCUGGGCGGGCUGCGGCUGGCGCACGAGGGGCGGGUGCGGCAGGCGGAGGCCAGCGCCGCCGGACACGCCAUUGCCGCCGGCGCGGCGGCGGUGGCGGCGGCGGCGGAGAGCGGCGCGGCGGUGGACGGCGCGGCGGCGGCGCUGCGCGGGCUGGCGGCGCGGGACCCGGUGGUGGGCGCGGUGGUGGCGGCGCUGCCGUCCGGGCCCGUGGCGACUCGUUCCGAGCUGCUGUCCUCCUUCGGCCGCCUGCGCGCCGACCUGUCUGCCCUGUCACACCUGCCGCCCGGCCGCACCGGGCCCGUGUCCGUGGCGGUGGCGCGACUGUCCACCUGGUUCAAGGCGGACGAGGCGGCGGCGGUUAAGGCGCUGUCGCCGGCGGCGGCCGGCAGCGGCGGCGUGGACGCGGCCCUGGCGCGCACGCAGGCGCUGCUGUCUGAGGGGCAGCUGCCGGCGGCGGCGGAGCUGCUGGCAGCUAGCCUGCAGGGCACGGCGGCGGCGGCGCUGGCGGAGGGCUGGGUGGCAGCGGUGCGGCGGCGCGCGGCGGCGGAGGCGGGCGUGGCGGUACUGAACGCGCACGCAGCCUCACUGUGGUCUACUCUGCAGUGAUUACUUAUGUUGAUGCGACAGGGAUGUUAAUGUCAUUGAGUAUUGUUGUGGUGGUGGUGGUGGGGUAGUCAGGGCGUGGUGGUAUGUCAGGGCUGGGGGCUGCGGGCCGGCUUGUGGCAGGCAGGGCGGGCGGAUGGGGUGGGGCCGCUAAGCAAGGGCCAACACGGUGUCAAUGAUGACAGCGGGUCGAGUGCAAGCCCUGUGUAGGGGGUAGGAGUGGCAGGUAUGUGUGCGGUUGCUAUUUGCAGGUACGUACCGUUUGUACCUGGCACUGGCCCCCCUGCUGCAUGCGCGUAUGAAAGGGUUGUCGGGGCUGGGGUAGCUGUAGCUACCGCACACGUACGAUCGAAAGUACGGUUAUACGGUAGACACGUCACCGCCACUGGCCACGUCACUGUCAGUGUGCUGUCAGUGCGUGCGACCCAGUCCCUUGCUAACUAUGCGCUUAUGACAGCACCACCAAGAUGCGGUGGUGGGGCCUGGUGACCACGCCGGAGGCAGCAGGGUAGUCACUGUUGCAGCGAGUAAUACGGGCCGCGGAGUGAGGGCCAAAACUAGCGGGGCGGGGCGGCGACUGAGCCGGCACAUGCAGAACUCUACUAGCAAAAGUGGAGAACUCAGGGAAAUCGUCGCCCAACCCAGGAAUGCAGUGUGGACUCCAUGUGGGGGGGGGGAGAGGAGGGGGCAGUACCUUCAGGCUGGGUGCGGAGCCGAGGGCGGGUGGCCGGGUGUCUGCUGCUGCGUGUCCCAGAAGGCCAAGUGCAGCCGUGAUGGGCAUAGCGGCAGUAGUGAUGUGUGUGGGUCGAUGUAAACCCUCCAGGGUCCUAGCUACCGCAUCAUCAGGUGUGGCAGUGGCUAGGCUGCAGCAACUGUGUGACUGGCAGUGCUACCUGCUGGUCGAAAGCCUUACAUGGGGCUGGAUGGGGUGCUUGGGGCUGCUGGGGCCAGCGGCACUGGAGGGACUUACUGGCCUUGCAUGCAUGUAAUACACCGUAAUG